GACCUUUAAAAAAUGUGGCUCUAGUAUAUAAACCCUGUGGUUUAGCCGCCCAGUCUCCGCUUUCUUCACUCACCGUUUUUUUUAACAACUCACACAAAACUUAUCAAACAUGUCUGGAGGAAAAUCUGGAGGAAAAUCCGCAUCUGGUUCCAAGUCCCAAACCCGUUCCGCUAAGGCCGGUCUUCAAUUCCCCGUUGGUCGUAUCCAUCGUCUUCUUCGUCGUGGUAACUAUGCCCAGCGUGUUGGUGCUGGUGCUCCCGUCUACCUUGCUGCCGUUCUCGAGUACCUCGCUGCUGAAAUUCUCGAAUUGGCCGGUAACGCCGCCCGUGACAACAAGAAGUCUCGUAUCAUCCCCCGUCAUCUUCAACUUGCCAUCCGUAACGAUGAGGAAUUGAACAAGUUGCUCGGACACGUCACCAUUGCCCAAGGUGGUGUCUUGCCCAACAUCCACGCUAACCUUCUUCCCAAGAAGACCAAGAAGGUUGGUGCUUCCCAGGAACUCUAAAGGGUUUGCCCACCAAAAUCAAAACCAAAGUUUUUUAUUUAAAACGAGAAUCGAACUACAUCACUUCUGCAAGAAGGUCGGAAGUUUCCUAGACGCUUCUCGC
Umbelopsis ramanniana AG is the source of this 608-nucleotide messenger RNA. RefSeq lists its product as uncharacterized. NCBI's taxonomy places the organism in Eukaryota, Fungi, Mucoromycota, Umbelopsidomycetes, Umbelopsidales, Umbelopsidaceae. Gene Ontology annotation, molecular function: structural constituent of chromatin; protein heterodimerization activity; DNA binding. The coding region runs from base 110 to 505 and encodes 131 amino acids. The transcript has a single exon. Gene Ontology annotation, cellular component: nucleosome. The record is from RefSeq and is a predicted model, not a curated record.